Molecule: messenger RNA, 4649 nt
Organism: Cyanistes caeruleus (blue tit)
Lineage: Eukaryota; Metazoa; Chordata; Aves; Passeriformes; Paridae
Source: RefSeq, a predicted model, not a curated record
AUGUAAAAGUUCAUGGCUCCAGGAACUGCUUUGGAGGAACCUGUUGAUAAGCCUUUCCAUAAUAUGAUAAUUAGGGCAGACUAACAUUAGGUGAUGCCUCCGUAUGGAUGGCUGAUAUGUGUUUAAAGUAGGGCUGCCCUAAUAAUAAAUACCUGUUUACUUUGUAGGGAGAGAAGGAGGUAAGAAAAGAACUGUUGUCAAAGGUGCCAUCAAAUCCAAGGUCAGGGGUACCACCUGCCUUUUUCAAAGCAGGCAAGCAGUAUGAAGGUCACAUUUUAUCUAAGUAGGCAGGUGGUACCACUGAACACACCUUCAGCAGGCAAAGUACUGAACACCAUAUUUGAAUGUUUGCUUCAGAUUUGUUCUCCAUUGUUUUACAAGUAAUCUAGAAACGUUCUAGUUCCUGGGAGAGGGGCCAAUGCAGAAUGAAUAACUUAUAUCAUUGCUUCUCUGGAAAGUGUUAACUUGCUGAAUCCUCAGAUCUGUGUUAAGUGAAAUUUUGGUUUGGAUAGGCCAGAUGGGCCUACGCUCAAAAGUUGUCAACCUUUUCCUGAGUUCCAAUUUCCCUGGUACAGGAGGUGACAAACAAGAGCUAAAACUGGUGCAUUUUGUCUGCACUUGUCCCUUGGAGCAGUUAAUAAUGUGGAAAGCUGUCAGAGUACCUGCAUUAUUUGAGCACAAAGAAGGUGAAGCACGAGGUAAAACUGGGUGUAAUUUGGCAGCUAUUUCAGGCAUUUUGUGACAUUGGUAAGACACAUGAUUGUUAGAAUAAAACAAGGGUGUAGAUAUUCUGCUGAGAGCAUUGCAGUGCACCCUGUUGUCACCCACUCGUGGCACUGUGAGGAUGCCAUUGUACAGCUGGGCAUCCUGGGUGAGGGACAGAGAAUUCCAGCCUUGGCUGUGCUUUAAAAGCUCCCUGUGCUGUGGCUGAGCAGGGCUCACCUUCCUGAGCAAACACGGAUUGCUCACCUUACACAACACCGGACGUGCUCCUUCAAUUAGUGUUUGUGUGGAUCUGAGCUAUUUUGAGAGGGUUAGGUGGAGAGGGAUAGGAGGCAAAAGGAUUGCAGGAAGUGAGGAAAGGAGGAGGUUUCUUCUCCUGGGUACAAGUGCCUCUGUAGUUCAUCUGUCCUGACCUCUCAAAAUACUUUCAGCUGUGUUCUCCUGCCAACACCAGUCCUAACAUUUUUACAGGUGUUUAUUUCCUUCCCUCCAUUUCGCAGCUUUCCCCACCAUGAAUUUCAGAAGAAGAUAAAAAUCUGUUGAAAUCUUCAGUGAUACAGCCUGGGGCUGCUUUGGCAGUAUUAUGUGACUGUUCAUUUUCCAGAGGAAAUAUGUCUGACUGUGAAGGGCAAUUUGGUUAUCCUCAACUCCUUCUGAGUUUGACCUAAUCUUGCAUUAGGAUCUGUUUACUCUGACCAGAGCUGCCACAGCAGUGAGGUUAAGUCUGCAUGUCUGUCCUUUUAUACUGGCAAUUGAUGGCAUAAUAAGCUCCCACACUUGAGCAGAUGCAUGAGAUGAAGGCAAGCAGUGUUUAACAAAGCUGGUUAUUUUCUUCUGGUAGCUAAUUGUUAUUUUAGACUCAGCUUCCUGCUAGCUGUGGUCAGAUUAAAUAUCAGGUGUGUGUUCAUCCCUCAUAAUGAGUUAUCCUUUACAGGGUGAAUAUUUGUCUGCACUACAAAAUAUUUGUCUGCACACACUGCUUCUUAAUGACUUUUUAAUGAAUUAACAGUAUUAAAAACUAAACAGUAUUAAAAAGCUUUUUAUCUGUUUGCCAAACAAUCACAGUACCUAUUGUUAUGCAAGUAGCUAAAGGUGCUGAACUGAUUCCUGUUAAUAAAGCUCACUUGAGAUGUGAAGCAGUGAGACAGAAGUUUUCAUCUGCUUGUCUGGGAUUAGCUGGAGAAACCUGGUAGUGGAAAAUGUACUUGGGCACAAGACAGGCCAUCUGAUCAUUAAUAUUAAGUGUUAAUAUAUUUAAUUGUAGAUUCUUGGCGCUGUGGGACGUGUUGCAGCUGUUUUGAUUCUGACCAAAUGGUCUUCCCUGCAUCUCGUUUGUGGUUUUGGUGACACUGGGCCAGUCUGCAACGUUGGAGCAUUGGUUGGAGAACAUGGGAUCUGGUAGUUCUGUAAAUAUCCAGUACAAGUACUCCCUGCAGAAGUCUGAAAGUGCUUUCAAGGCAGCUGUCUUGAUCCAGCAAUGGUAUCGGCGCCACGUGGCUCGGCUGGAAAUGCGCCGCCGCUGUACCUGGAGAAUCUUUCAAUCCAUUGAGUAUGCCUGUGAGCAGGAUCAGAUCCAGCUUCACAACUUCUUCAGUUACCUCAUGGACCAGUUCACACCAAGCAGCAGCAAAGAGAGGGAUUUUAUCAGUCGCAUGUUGAUAAGCGGGGAGAGUUACAAAGAGGCAGAGUUGGAAAAGUACUGUGACUAUGAAUCCAUAGAGGUGCCAGACUCCUACACCGGACCCCAUCUCUCUUUCCCUCUCCUCCCUGACCAUGCCACGGCCUUGCUGGAAGCUUUCCAACAGAAACAACAGCUCCAUGCUCGCUAUGUCUUAAACCUCCUGCACGAGACCAGGAAGCACCUCAAGCAGUUGCCAAACAUCAGCCACGUCUCCACCUGCUACAGCGAGGAGGUCACCGUGUGUGGAGAUUUGCACGGCCAGCUGGAUGACUUGUUCCUCAUCUUUUACAAGAACGGCCUUCCUUCCCCUUCCAAGUCCUACGUGUUCAAUGGGGACUUUGUAGACAGAGGCAAGCAGUCCCUUGAGAUCCUUGUUAUCCUCUUUACCUUCCUCCUGAUCUAUCCCAAGGAGGUUCAUCUCAACCGCGGGAACCAUGAGGACCACAUGGUGAACUUACGCUAUGGUUUCACCAAGGAAGUGAUGCAGAAAUACAAGGUGCAUGGGAAGAAAAUCUUGAAGAUGUUUCAGAAUGUAUUCUGUUGGCUGCCCCUGGCCACCCUGAUUGAUCAGAAAGUCCUCAUUAUUCACGGGGGCAUCUCUGACACCACUGACCUGGACAUGCUUGAGAAAAUUCAAAGGGACAAAUUUAUUUCUGUGUUAAGGCUGAAGAAAAGAAAGGAGUCGAGCAGAAAAGCAGAACUACAGGCCAUAAAUGGUGAGAGGGAAUCAGGCAUUGAUGCAGCAGGGAAUGAGGCAGCUCCCAGGUUAUCCCUGCAGCCCCAGUCAGCCCAGGCUCCCAGCACAGCCAACAGGCUGGAGUUCACCAGGUGGCUCCGGCAGACGGUGCAGGAGCAAAUCGACACGUGCCGCCGGCUGGUGGACAUCAGUGAGUCAGAGCCCGAGGAGCUCACCUAUUCCAGCAUGGUCUCCUUGAAGGGUGCGGAUGAUGAGCCGUGCUGGAGUCGCCAGGAGGAGUGGAAGCAGGUUUUAGACAUCCUCUGGAGCGACCCCACGCCUCAGGAGGGCUGCAGAGAAAAUAAGGUGCGAGGUGGUGGAUGCUACUUUGGGCCUGAUGUGACAGAGAAGUUCCUUGAGAAGUACAGCUUGCAGUUCCUGAUCCGCUCUCACGAGUGCAAGCAGGAGGGCUACGAGUUCUGCCACAACCGCAAGGUGUUGACCAUCUUUUCAUCCUCAAACUACUACGAGAUUGGCAGCAACAGGGGAGCCUAUGUGAAGCUGGGACCAGACCUCAUCCCCCACUUUGUUCAGUACCAAGCAAACAAGACAGCCCAUACGCUCAAUAUGACCCAAAGAAUAAGCAGAGUAGAGGAGUCAGCCUUUCGAGCCUUGCGGGAAAAGCUCUUUGCUCACACCUCAGCCCUCAUCAGUGCCUUCAAGGCCUACGACGGGGACAAUACAGGAAGGAUCACUCUGAGCAACUGGGCGACAGCAGUGGAGUCGGUGCUGCGGCUGGGGCUGCCCUGGCGAAUGCUGAGGCCGCAGCUGGUGCGCAGCACCGAGGAUGGAAUGCUGGAAUACAAAUCCUGGCUGGAUGACCUGGCCAUGGAGCAGAGGAGCCAAGAGCACAUCCAGUCAAGCUUGCUGGAAGUCAUUUAUCGAAACAGAUCCAACUUAGAGACCAUAUUCAGGAUCAUAGACAGAGACCAUUCAGGUCUCAUCUCCUUUGAGGAAUUCCAGCAAACCUGGAAGCUGUUCAGCUCCCACAUGAACAUUGAACUCACGGAUGAUGGCAUUAACGACUUGGUUCGCAGCAUUGAUUUUAACAAGGAUGGCAACAUUGACUUCAACGAGUUCCUGGAAGCCUUCCGCCUCGUCAAACAGUGCCCGGCGUGAGAACCUGCUCAGGGUUACCACGUCCCAUGCCUUGAUUUCCACAACGCCAGGACUGCCUGACCUAACAUAGAGGGUGCCUGCAGAUGGCAAGCAGGGAAAGGGAAGGCAGGUGCUUAGAACAGACCGUCACUGACCCAUCUGGGGAAGGUAACAGGUGAAACAGAUGAGCUGCGCUUGAGUUCGGGCUGUUCUUAAAAGAAGCUGUGUUUUAAGUAGUUUCCUGCUCAAAGGGAAGAUGCAACUUAGCUUCUCUUGGCAGUGUGAGGAAAGGUUACAGGUAUUUUCAAAAAGCAGUGAAGUGGAAGUUGAAGUAUUGCUUGUAGGCAGUGUUUUAAGGAGGUAGCACCUCUUUGAUCACAGCUUUCCUUUUAAUAAACCAUUUUUUCUAGA